Molecule: messenger RNA, 4856 nt
Organism: Cuculus canorus (common cuckoo)
Lineage: Eukaryota; Metazoa; Chordata; Aves; Cuculiformes; Cuculidae
Gene: LGI2
Product: leucine rich repeat LGI family member 2
Exons: 8
Coding region: 16-1620 (534 amino acids)
Biological process (GO): inhibitory synapse assembly
Molecular function (GO): protein binding
Source: RefSeq, a predicted model, not a curated record
GGGCGGGGCGCGGGGAUGGCGCGCGCGCUGCGGCUGCUGGCGCUGUGCGCGGCCGCGGUGCUGUGCGGGGCGCGGAGGCCGCCGCGGUGCGGGCCGCCCUGCAGCUGCUGGCGGGGCUCGGCGCUGUGCGUGGGGGCGGCGGGGGCGCCGCGCGCGCUGCCUGCGGGGCUCGGCUCGCUGAGCCUGGUGAACGGCACCUUCGCCGAGGUCAAGGACAGGAUGUUCUCGCACCUGCCCUCGCUGCAGCUGCUCUUGCUGAACUCCAACUCCUUCACCAUUAUCCGAGAUGAUGCCUUUGCUGGUCUCUUCCAUCUAGAAUACCUAUUCAUUGAAGGAAACAAAAUUGAAACCAUUUCAAGAAAUGCAUUUCGUGGCCUUCGAGACCUGACUCACCUUUCUUUGGCCAAUAACCAUCUCAAAGCUCUGCCGAGGGAUGUCUUCAGUGAUCUAGAUUCUUUAAUUGAACUAGAUUUAAGGGGAAAUAAAUUUGAGUGUGACUGCAAAGCCAAGUGGUUGUUUUUGUGGUUAAAGAUGACAAAUUCCACUGUUUCUGAUGUCCUGUGUAUUGGUCCAGCAGAAUAUCAGGAUAAGAAGUUAAAUGAUGUGACAAGUUUUGAUUAUGAAUGCACCACUACAGAUUUUAUUGUUCACCAGAUUUUGCCCUACCAGUCAGUUUCAGUGGAUACGUUCAACUCAAAGAAUGAUGUGUUCGUAGCCAUUGCACAGCCCAGCAUGGAGAACUGCAUGGUGCUGGAGUGGGAUCACAUUGAAAUGAAUUUCAGGAGUUAUGACAAUAUCACAGGUCAGUCCAUAGUGGGAUGUAAAGCCAUUCUUGUUGGUGACCAAGUCUUUGUGGUGGUGGCACAGCUCUUCGGUGGCUCACACAUUUACAAGUAUGACGAAAGCUGGACGAAGUUUGUCAAAUUCCAGGAUAUUGAAGUAUCUCGCAUUUCCAAGCCAAAUGAUAUAGAGCUUUUUGAGAUAGACAGUGAAAUGUUUUUUGUUAUAGCAGAUAGCUCCAAAGCAGGUUUGUCAACAGUUUACAAGUGGAAUAACAAAGGAUUUUACUCCUACCAGUCCCUUCAUGAGUGGUUCAGGGACACCGAUGCUGAGUUUCUCGAUAUCGAUGGCAAAUCCCAUUUAAUCCUCUCUAGCCGCUCGCAGGUUCCCAUUAUACUCCAGUGGAACAAAGCUUCCAAAAAGUUCGUCCCACACAGUGAAAUCCCCAACAUGGAAGACGUCUUGGCUGUGAAGAGUUUCAGGAUACAAGAUAACUUGUACAUCACCCUGACAAGAUUCAUUGGUGACUCCAGAGUUAUGAAAUGGAACAGCAAACAGUUUGUGGAGAUACAAGCUCUUCCAUCCCGAGGAGCCAUGACGCUACAGCCUUUCUCCUUCAAGAACAAUUACUACCUAGCCUUGGGAAGUGACUAUACCUUCUCCCAGAUAUACCAGUGGGAUGGUGAAAAGAAGCUUUUCAUAUUAUUUAAAGAAAUCUAUGUGCAAGCGCCACGGUCUUUCACAGCUGUGUCAACGGAUCGAAGAGAUUUUUUCUUUGCCUCUAGCUUUAAAGGAAACACUCAAAUAUUUGAACACAUCAUCAUUGACUUGAGUUUAUAAAAAUCUGCUGGAGUGAAAUUAAUGUGGAAUGACGUUUAUACAGAAGGAAAACAAAGAAAGACUUUUCCAAAAACAGGGUGCAUCUAUGGAGUAUAUUGACAUUUUCUGAACUUUUCAAACUUGCAUAUUAAUCAGGGAUUGCAUUUACUUGGUUACUGCAUGACGUGUCCAUUUUAUCCUUUUUGAAAGACACUUUGCAGUCUGCAGUCAUUCAUGGGAGAGUGCAGUGCAUUAGGAUUAAUCUUGACAUCUAAGAGAAUGAUCUAAAUUUUAUCCAGAAAACCACCUUGAAUUGACCAUCUCAUGAAGAAAACAAAGAAUGAGCUGUACAAAGCGUAGAAAUGACUGUGACUCUUAAACUAACAUGUUAGUAAUGAUUUCAAGAUUAGAGCCAGAUCUUCGUGGUUGCUGAUGAAUAGUAAAAAUGAAGAGUCAUGUUCCAUAAUACACUUUAUUUUGGUUUCUUGAAGUCUGUCUUCAAAAUCUGUCUUUGAGGUUUAUAGUAAGACUGAGGCAUCAUUUUAAUUUAUUGUAGAUUAAAGAGAAAGUCAAAAUAUAUUGCCAUUUUUCUUCGUUAAUCAGUAUAUCAGCAAAAAAUUGUGCAUCACAGUAACUGCCCACAGUAACUGGGUAGUUAGGAAAAGAAAGGUUUGUCACUUCUAGAUUGUGAGAUCUUAAGUAAACAUAAGCAGGUAGUAACAGAGGUCUGCUUGGUGCCAUGAAUGAAUUGACUACACAUUCUGUCUACUUUCUGGUUUGAUAGGUAUUACAGAAAUCCACCCCUUUUUUCCUAAUUCACACUCAUCCUGGUGAUCCCAGUAGAUUCUGGAGUGUUUCAACAAGUCAAUCUGUAGCGAUCUCUUAUUUUAGAAGGCACAGCUUAAGUUUAGCCUGGAACACACAUAUACAUUCAUGUACUCUGUGCUGUAGCUUGUCUGUGCAAAAUGAGAUAUUUUAUUCUCUAGUGUUCUCCCCCCAGCACAGCUCCCAAGCAAUAAAUUCAGAUUUUGGUCAUCACAAACUGUAUUUGGGGAAUCAUCCUUCUGGCUGAGGUCUAAAUAUGAUUUUGGUAUCACCGAGUCUUGAAACCAAGGCAGCUGGUGCCGUCUCAGGCUAGAGCUAGCCCUGGGUCCAAGAAGAAGUGUUUCUUGCUAGUUCCAGGUUUUUGCUAGGUUGCCAAGCCAUUGUAGGUUGAACGUGAGGAUGUGAACAGACCAUUGGUGCUUUGGGUGACUAUGAGCUAAGGCAGUAAAGUCAUCCUAAAUAUGGCAGCCCUGGCAUGCAGAGUAUGUCAGGAUAACAGCUAGGGACUGUUUUCCUGGAAAUGCUCUCCAUCAUCCUUACCCAACAAAGUUGUGUAUCAGAGUCCCUGUUGUUCUUUACAUUUUCAUAUUGUUUAGCAUAUUGGGUUGUUUUAUCAUGUCGUACUGCUGCCUUGGAUAAUCGGGAAGCUUUGCAUAAAGCAGGCAGAGCAAAGGAAAGUAUCCCUUAUUCCUUUGUACUUGGGCCUGUCUCACCAUCUCUGUGCCUAGUGAGCUUCAUGUUUUUGGACAUGAAAGAUGGUCUUUUGUCACAAAUAGAGAUGUUCUCACCAGCUUUCUAGCAUCCAAGAUGUGAACAGUGCUGCAGAAGAGGAUUAUGCACGGGGACUCCUGUGAGGACUCAUAACCUACCAGUGACCUGGACUACCACAGCCUUCCCCAGUUUCUGCCUUGCUGCUAUGAAAAUUAUUAGUCAAGAUGCACAACUUAUUUUAUUCUAGUUUUAAAUAACGUGUUGAUUUUUUUCCCUGUAGAGGUGCUCAUCUUGGUUUUGUUUUUAAUCACAUUGGCAACUUUGCUCAUCCAGCUAUCUGAAGUUUGCACUCUGGCCUCCAAAUCCCAAUGCAAUGUCAGCCCCAUUGGUUCCAUCAGGGCAGUAGAUGCAAACCAACCCUCUGCAGCAGGUUUAGCAAUAACUUUCGUAAGAUUAAGCUAACAAAUCUGACAAAAUGAGAUUUUUCAUAUGUCUUCCAGUGAACGCAAGUUCUUACCAUGUUCCCACUUUUUAAAGUGGGUGUGGCCGGCAAGCAAUAUUUCCUUAAGCUGUGUUGUGGGAAAGUAUUUUUUUAGUGUUUUGCUGUCCAGCAUGCAUGUUUUAAGGGAGUUGGGUGUUCUGCCAAGGAGUGGCAUUUCCUCGGUGCACCAGCACUUUCUUUUAGGGCUCACUGUGAGUAACGUCCACUCAGCAAGGGGCGUAAGUCAGAGCUAAAAGCUAGUUUAGAGAAAUUGGAUCUUGGCAUUUUUACUUGAAGGGAAGCAAAAGCAUAGAGGAAAAGAGCUUGUGUAUCCAACACCAGGAGAUUGUACUAUUUUGAGAACCAAGGGGAUUUUGAAGCUUGGCUAUCAAGUUGAAUUAACUUAAAAUGGUCUCUGCAGGGACAGACUUCAUAAAGAGGAGAUAAAUUGAUCCACAGGAGUCUAGCUCAUUCACGCAGGACCAGAAGAAAGUGAGUGAAAUGAACCCUGCGGGCAGGCUGCCGCUUCUGCUGAGUUGCUGUGUGUGUUUGUCAGCAAGCCCAGCUCAGCAUCCCUCCCGGCUCGUGGAGAAGCCUGGAGUCAGAGACUCCAUGAGGCUGGCUCGCCUGUGCUGCUGAGUUAGUGCACUGGAGGUCAAAGCAGCUAAGAGGGACAGCAAAAAAAGCACCAGUUGAUAAAGAAAAGGGGUUAUGGCACAUUUCUCAGGAUUAAACAGGCAGUGUCUCAAAAAGAGCCUUGUUCUGCUCUUCCUGCUUCCACGGAAAAGCUGCAGGAUGGAGCCAUAAUAACAGAAAUCACUAAGCAUUGAAAAUACUUUCUGCCUUUCCAAAUGCAAGAGCAGUUUUGUCUCCACAGCCUGUAUUCUGUAAUAGAAACUGUUUUGAGUAAUAAAUAAACUAUGCAUAUCCAUAAUUUAUUGCAACUGUUAGACCAUGAGGACAAUGAGAAAGAAUAACAGAAUGUGCCACCUGGUAAAUUUUAAUGUAUUCUAAAAUACACAAAGCUAUGUGAAGAACGGUAGUUUAUAUAAGCGUAGAUUUAAUACUGUGUGCUAGCUACAGUGGGAGCAUUUUAAGGCUGUGUAUAUAUAUAUAUUGAGAGAGAGCUUUUUUUAGUAAAGAGAAGCUGAUGCAAUCUAUGUCACUGACAUACCUAUGUACUCUUUCAGUGUACAAAUAAAUGUAGUUAAUGAGACUAAUGGGGUGUGUGUGUGUGUGU